Molecule: messenger RNA, 1475 nt
Organism: Felis catus (domestic cat)
Lineage: Eukaryota; Metazoa; Chordata; Mammalia; Carnivora; Felidae
Gene: OPN5
Product: opsin 5
Exons: 6
Coding region: 1-1062 (353 amino acids)
Biological process (GO): G protein-coupled receptor signaling pathway; visual perception
Cellular component (GO): membrane
Molecular function (GO): G protein-coupled receptor activity
Source: RefSeq, a predicted model, not a curated record
AUGGCGCUAAACCACACUGUCCCGCCCCAAGAUGAGCGCCUGCCACACUACCUUCGAGAAGGGGACCCCUUUGCUUCCAAACUUUCUUGGGAAGCGGAUCUAGUGGCUGGCUUUUACUUAACAAUAAUUGGGAUUCUGUCCACAUUUGGAAAUGGGUAUGUCCUUUAUAUGUCUUCUAGACGAAAGAAGAAGCUGAGACCUGCGGAAAUAAUGACUAUCAAUUUAGCAAUCUGUGAUCUGGGGAUUUCAGUUGUAGGCAAACCGUUCACCAUCAUCUCUUGCUUCUGUCACCGCUGGGUGUUUGGCUGGAUUGGCUGCCGCUGGUAUGGAUGGGCUGGAUUUUUCUUUGGCUGUGGAAGUCUUAUCACCAUGACUGCUGUCAGCCUGGAUCGAUACCUGAAAAUCUGCUAUUUAUCUUAUGGGGUUUGGCUGAAAAGAAAGCACGCCUACAUCUGCCUGGCAGUCAUCUGGGCCUAUGCUUCCUUCUGGACCACCAUGCCCUUGGUAGGUCUAGGGGACUACGCGCCUGAGCCCUUCGGAACCUCAUGCACCCUGGACUGGUGGCUGGCCCAGGCCUCCGUGGGCGGCCAGAUUUUCAUCCUGAACAUCCUCUUCUUCUGCCUGUUGCUCCCAACGGCUGUGAUUGUGUUCUCCUAUGUGAAGAUCAUUGCCAAGGUUAAGUCCUCCUCCAAAGAAGUAGCUCAUUUCGACAGUCGGAUACAUAGCAGCCAUGUGCUGGAAAUGAAACUGACCAAGGUGGCAAUGCUGAUUUGCGCUGGCUUCCUGAUCGCCUGGAUUCCUUACGCGGUGGUCUCUGUGUGGUCAGCUUUCGGAAGGCCAGACUCCAUCCCCAUCCAACUGUCUGUGGUGCCAACCCUACUUGCAAAAUCAGCAGCAAUGUACAACCCCAUCAUUUACCAGGUCAUCGAUUACAAAUUUGCCUGUUGCCAAACUGGUGGUUUGAAAGCAACCAAGAAGAAAUCCUUGGAAGACUUCAGGCUGCACACUGUAACCACAGUCAGGAAGUCUUCUGCUGUGCUGGAAGUCCAUCAAGAGGUAUGAAGAUGGGCACGGCAUCACUCAUGGACAUAAUUAUUCACUUAUUUGCCUCUUCACUGCUGUUGAUGUUUGAUUGUGACUACACUUUUCUCUUUAUAUUAUAUUUUUAUAUUUUGUACACUUUCCCUCUUUUUCCUUCAGCCAGGAUUUGCUGGGGAAUGCCAAUGGCCAAGUGGAAAUUAGAUUGUAGGAUACUAUGUAAGGAAUAUUAUUACCAGGAUGAGCCUCCCUGGAAUUUAUUUUUAUUGUAAUUUAAAACCUAAUUGUCAUGCCCCAAAGUAUGAAGUCUGAGAUACUGAGAAAAAUGUUUAAUUACUUUAUUUAUUAGGAUUGUUAUUUAAUUUCAUUAUGUCAUCAUUAUUAUUUCUUAAUGUAGGGCCAGGGUGGCAGUUUUGGGGUUCAUUCAGGUGGGUGAU